AUGGAGGACUGGGAAGAUGAGCCUAUUCCUGAUCUUCUCAAGAAAAAAGAGCCUUUGAAGGCCAAUUGGGAUGAUGAAGAUAUCGACGAUGUAAAGGAAUCUUGGGAAGAUGAAGAUGGGCCUGCUACGGCACCAAAGGUGGAGUCAGCACCAUCCGAAAAGGCCCCUAAGAAGGCUGCUGCCAAAUCAGGUGACAAGAAAAUGAAAGCUACGGAGGCUGUAAAAGAUUCUCCAAAGGAGGAACCAUUAGAUCCUGUACAAGAAAAACUCCGUCAACAGAGGAAAUUAAAAUGGAUCAGGUGUAGUCUGGGAUACAAGGGCUCUGAUACUCAAGUUUCAGAAGAGAAGAGAGGUGCAAGUCCAGCGCAAGAUGAUCGAGAUACGAAAAAAAUAAAAUUAGAAUCUGAGUCCCAAGCGGAGCAGCCUAGUUUCGUAGUUCCCAUUAUCACACAGUUAAAAGCCCCACUCACGAGAGAACAGCUUAGGUAUUUGGCUGGAGAUUUGGACAAGGAGGACGACGGCACCAAAUUCUAUGGGGAAAGCUUUGUCUAUGACACCUCUUGUCCUCGUGAUAUGACAAGUGCAGAGCAAGCAUUGAUAGAGGCGGGAUACGAAAAGGGCUCUGAUGCUUAUAUGGCUCCAUAUAAAACGAGGGACAAUAUUGAAAUCCCUGAGAAAGUGCAUGUUGAAGCUCUGUUGAAUGAAGAUGGCGACUUCACACUGGCCGAUGUUUGUGCUUGUGGGUAA
Molecule: messenger RNA, 747 nt
Organism: Striga hermonthica
Lineage: Eukaryota; Viridiplantae; Streptophyta; Magnoliopsida; Lamiales; Orobanchaceae
Source: the annotation of a GenBank genome assembly